Messenger RNA from Triticum dicoccoides, 2741 nucleotides. Its product is annotated as pentatricopeptide repeat-containing protein At1g09820-like. Bases 78 to 1802 code for a protein of 574 amino acids. The transcript has 2 exons. Lineage: Eukaryota; Viridiplantae; Streptophyta; Magnoliopsida; Poales; Poaceae. The record is from RefSeq and is a predicted model, not a curated record. Gene Ontology annotation, molecular function: protein binding; mRNA binding.
CAGUCAUCAUCACCGCUGGGAGCUGUGAUACUGAGAAAACCCACCCCAAAUCCUCUCCCCCUAACAAACACCACUCCAUGCCGCUCCGCACGCUGCUCCGGCACCUCGCGGCCGGCCAGUUCGCGCGCCUGCAGGCGCUCACCGGCGCGGCCACGGCGCCGGCCGCGCACCGCGUCCUCCACCUCCUCCUCCGCACCGCGCCGGUCCCUCCCCUCCCCGACCUCGUCUCCCUCGCGCGCUGGUCCCGCUUCCACUUCCGCGCGCCUCUCCCGCUCCGGCUCCACGCGCUGCUGCUCGCCCGCCUCGCCUCCCACGGCCUCCACCCGCUGCUCCGCUCCGAGCUCCACGCCCUCGCCGCCGCCCGCCUCCACUCCCCGGCCUCCAUCCUCCGCGCCCUCCCCGCGUCUUCCCCCGCCGCCGCGCCGCUCAUCGCCGACAUGCUCGUCCUCGCGCUCGCCAGGGCCUCCCAGCCCUUGGCGGCGUACGAGGCCUUCCUCCUCGUCGGCGACAACCACCCGCGCCACCGCCCCUCCGCCUUCUCGGUGAACAGCCUGCUCUCCGCCCUUUUCGCCGCGGGGCGGGUCGACCUCGCCGAGCGGACUUUCAAGGCGGCGCUCCGGCGGCGCGUGUCGCCAGACCUUUUCACCUUCAACAUCGUCGUCUCUGGGCUCUGCAAGGCUGGGCAGCUUCGCAAGGCCGGCGAUGUCGCCAAGGACAUCAGGGCGUGGGGGUUGACCCCCUCUGUGGCCACCUAUAAUGCUCUCAUCGACGGCUACUGCAAGAAGGGUCGUGUCGGGAGGAUGUACCACAUCGAUGCGCUUUUGAAGGAGAUGGUCGAGGCUGGAAUCUCGCCCAAUGUUGUUACAUUCAAUGUGCUGGUUACUGGGUAUUGCCAGGACUCGAACACUGCUGCUGCGGUGAGAGUCUUUGAGGAGAUGAAGCAGCAAGGGAUUGCGCCCAGCAUGGGGACAUACAAUGCACUUGUUUGGGGUCUCUGCAGUGAGGGGAAGGUAGAGGAAGGGGUGAAGCUGGUGGAUGAGAUGCAGGAUCUGGGGCUGCCGCCUAAUGUGGCCACCCUGAAUAGUGUGCUGAAUGGGUUUUGCAAAAAGGGCAUAAUGGUAGAUGCUGAGAAUUGGGUUGAUGGUAUGGCACAGUGGAAUGUCGGACCUAAUGUGGUUACUUACAAUACCUUGAUUGAUGGAUAUCGCCGGCUCGGCAAAAUGAAGGAUGCGGCGGCGGUGAAGGAGGCAAUGGCAGGGAAGGGGAUUAGUCCAAAUGUCAGAACAUACAAUUGCCUAAUAGCUGGGUUUGACCAGAGUGGGGAUUGGAGGAGUGUUUCUGGUCUUCUCGAUGAGAUGAAGGAGAAAGGUGUUAGAGCUGAUAUUGUUACUUACAAUACACUUAUUGGUGCCGUGUGCUGCAAAGGGGAAAUACGUAAAGCUGUAAAGCUCUUGGAUGAAAUGUUGAUGGUUGGUUUGGAACCAGAGCAUCGGACUUACAACAACAUAAUAAAUGGGUACUGUGAGAAGGGGAACAUUAAGUCUGCCUAUGAAAUUAGGACCAGGAUGGAGAAAGGUAGGAAACGGGCAAAUGUGGUCACAUACAAUGUGUUCAUCAAGCACCUUUGUAGAAUGGGGAAGAUGGAGGAGGCUAAUGAGCUCCUGAAUGAGAUGUUGGAGAAAGGUCUCGUUCCAAAUAAGGUCACCUAUGAAACAAUCAAGGAGGGAAUGAUGGAGAAAGGUUACGUUCCUGAUGUAAGAGGACUUGCUUGCUCAGAAGCCUCUCAAAAUCUGACAUCCUGAAACGCUUGGUACCUGCUGUACAGCCUUCAGCUUAUGUGUCCGUACAAUUAUUCUCAAGUGACAUAUCAUGCAAUAGACCUCCUCUGCUCUUGUGAUCUGAAUGUACAAAAGCUCAGUACUUGCAGUAAAGUUUGACCCUCCACUGCUGUUUGUUUACUACCCGUUUUGCAAUCUGGGUGGGCAAGGGUUCUAAUCGGAUUUCGGGGAGUGCUGGACGGGUAGAUGCCAUUGUCAGCAACAACAGCAAUAAAAAGGAAAGAGAAAGUAUAACUAAACAGAUUAUAUGCUUAUCUGCCAUCUGUUGGGAGGACAAGAAACAAUAUGGUUUCAGACAGGGCUGCACGUAGGGUUGAAAUACAGGCGGAUAGUUUCCACAUGAUCUGGAGCCAAAUCGGGGCAAAUUGAAAUUCUGAAAGAAAAUUUACUAUUUGGUCGGAGUUAAAUCCAGAUUCGAGUAGCUAUCUGCCGGCUACGGAUAUUUCCUGGAUUUGCCCGGUGGUUUCCUGAAUUUGAAAGCCAAAGGUACAAUACAUUUCACCCUUGUCUUUUUUAUGUGCAAAUCAUAUUAGGAUGUGAGGAGUGCUUCCAUGCUCUUCCAAAAUUAGAUUGCAAGGGCAAAUUGUUAUUGCAGUAAGUUCUGAUGCCCAAGUCCCAAGAUCUUUUGCUUUGUUCUCCGACCGGCCUCUCCAGUGGCGCCUCGCCAUGAUCCACCUCCAGCAGCCUAGCGUGAAAUCGAUCUAGCGUGCCACCGCAGCUCCCUUCCGUGUUGCCUCAACCAGGCUGACUAUGCACCUCCCAGCCAGUCGAUGCCUGUAUCGACGACCUCUUUGCGCUUAUGGCACUCGUGGAGCAGAUUGGUAGAUUGAGUGGCUCGUCGUGUCACUGCUGGCUUUAUUGCUAAGUACCCCCUCUGUACCAAAAUGUAAAACGUUUUUUUUA